AAUGCAACAAAGCUCCACUCCUUCAAGCUUGCUAACGGCUCUAGAUGACCAUAACACAGAUGGACCAGAUCUUGCUGACCCUAUCUGCAAAAAUGUUUGUUGCUCGCAGCCUCAGCUACUGCAUCAGAACAAGACAUAUCCGAUAGCUCACUCACUCUCAGCAAGCAAGCACAGUUGACUGAUCAUUACUGCUGCAGUCAAGUCAGCACCAGCCACUGCUGCUGCUAAUG
Molecule: messenger RNA, 230 nt
Organism: Ascoidea rubescens DSM 1968
Lineage: Eukaryota; Fungi; Ascomycota; Saccharomycetes; Ascoideales; Ascoideaceae
Exons: 1
Source: RefSeq, a predicted model, not a curated record